Messenger RNA from Candida tropicalis MYA-3404, 4656 nucleotides. It is a transcript of the gene ARO1, whose product is annotated as Aro1p. The coding region runs from base 1 to 4656 and encodes 1551 amino acids. Gene Ontology annotation, molecular function: shikimate 3-dehydrogenase (NADP+) activity; 3-dehydroquinate dehydratase activity; shikimate kinase activity. Lineage: Eukaryota; Fungi; Ascomycota; Pichiomycetes; Serinales; Debaryomycetaceae. The transcript has a single exon. Gene Ontology annotation, biological process: chorismate biosynthetic process; aromatic amino acid biosynthetic process. Gene Ontology annotation, cellular component: cytoplasm. The record is from RefSeq and is a predicted model, not a curated record.
AUGUCCAUUGAGAAAGUGCCAAUCUUGGGUAAAGAAACUAUCCAUGUUGGCUAUGGCAUUCAAGACCAUAUUGUCACUGAAGUGGUUGACAAUUUGGCUUCUUCUACUUAUGUUAUAGUUACCGAUACCAAUGUUGAGAAGACUCCACAAUUUUCCAAAUUAACUAAUGAUUUCACUAAAGUAUUGAAUGAAAAACGUCCUGACUCAAGAGUAUUGACUUAUAGUGUCCCACCAGGUGAAAAUAAUAAAAACAGAGCUACAAAGGCAGCUGUUGAAGAUUUUCUUUUGCAACAAGGAUGUACUAGAGAUACUGUCAUAAUAGCCGUCGGAGGUGGUGUGAUUGGUGAUAUGAUUGGAUUUGUCGCUGCCACUUUCAUGAGAGGUGUCAGAGUUGUCCAAGUUCCAACUACUUUAUUAGCCAUGGUUGAUUCAUCAGUUGGUGGUAAAACUGCCAUUGAUACUCCAUUGGGUAAGAAUUUUAUUGGUGCUUUCCAUCAACCUCAAUAUGUUUUUAUUGAUGUUUCCUAUUUGGAAAGUUUGCCAACUAGACAAUUCAUCAAUGGUAUGGCUGAAGUUGUUAAAACUGCUGCUAUUUGGAACGAAGAAGAAUUUACCAGAUUAGAAAACUUUUCCAAACAAUUUCUUUCCGUCGUUACAGCAAAAAACCCAGACUUGUUGUCUAUUAAAGAAGAAUUGGUUAAAACUGUUUUAGAAUCUGUGAGAGUUAAAGCCGAAGUUGUCUCUUCUGAUGAAAAAGAAUCUAGUUUGAGAAACUUGCUUAAUUUUGGACACACCAUUGGUCAUGCUAUUGAAGCUAUUGUCACCCCUGAAGCUUUACACGGUGAAUGUGUUUCCAUUGGUAUGAUUAAAGAAGCCGAAUUAGCAAGAUAUUUGGGAAUUUUACCACCAGUUGCCGUUGCUAGAUUAUCAAAGUGUCUCGUUGCCUAUGGCUUACCAGUUACCAUCGAUGACAAAUUAUUCUUGCAAAGAGUUGGUCCUAAGCGUCACAACAUUGAAAUUGAUCUUUUAUUAAAGAAAAUGUCUAUUGAUAAAAAGAAUGAUGGUAGUAAAAUCAGAAGUGUUAUCUUAGAAAGCAUUGGUAAAUGCUACCAAUUGAAAGCACAUGAAGUUUCCAAACAAGAUUUGACUUUUGUUUUGACUGACGAAGUCUUGGUUCACCCAUUCAAGCAACCACCACAAGAAAAUGUCAUCACUCCACCAGGUUCAAAAUCUAUCUCCAACAGAGCAUUGAUUUUGGCUGCUUUGGGUACUGGUACCGUACGUAUUAAGAACUUGUUACACUCAGAUGAUACCAAACACAUGUUGGCUGCUGUUGCAGCUUUGAAAGGUGCAGAAAUUACCACUGAAGAUAAUGGUGAAACCAUUGUCCUUAAAGGAAAUGGUGGUGAUUUAGUUACGUGUGAUGAAGAAUUGUACUUGGGUAAUGCUGGUACUGCAUCCAGAUUUUUAACUACUGUUGCUUCAUUGGUUGGCAAAUCCGAAUCAAACGAUCACGUUGUGUUGACUGGUAAUGCAAGAAUGCAAGAAAGACCAAUUGGUCCAUUGGUUGAUGCUUUAAGAUCUAAUGGUUCAGAAGUCCAAUAUUUGAACAAAGAAGGAUCAUUACCUUUGAAGAUUACCGCUGGUAAUGGAUUGAAAGGUGGCCGUAUUGAAUUGGCUGCUACUAUUUCUUCUCAAUAUGUUUCAUCCAUUUUGAUGUGUGCUCCUUAUGCCAAAGAACCUGUCACUUUAGCUUUAGUUGGAGGUAAGCCAAUUUCUCAAUUGUACAUUGACAUGACAUGUGCAAUGAUGAAAUCUUUUGGUAUUGAAGUCACCAAAUCUACCACAGAAGAUUACACUUAUCACAUUCCAAAGGGAACUUACAAAAACCCAGCAGAAUAUGUUAUUGAAUCAGAUGCUUCUUCUGCUACUUAUCCAUUAGCAUUUGCUGCCAUGACUGGUACUUCAUGUACUGUUCCAAAUAUUGGUUCUUCAUCAUUACAAGGUGAUGCUAGAUUUGCUGUUGAUGUUUUGAAACCAAUGGGAUGUAAAGUUGAACAAACUGCCACUUCCACCACCGUCACUGGUCCACCAAGAGGUCAAUUAAAACCAUUGCCACAUGUUGAUAUGGAACCUAUGACCGAUGCAUUUUUGACUGCUUCUGUUGUUGCUGCAGUUGCCCAAGGUGACUCUUCCACUACCAUUACUGGUAUUGCUAACCAAAGAGUCAAAGAAUGUAACAGAAUUGAAGCCAUGAUUACUGAAUUGGCUAAAUUUGGUGUUAAAGCCGAUGAAUUGCCAGACGGUAUUGAAAUUCAUGGUAUUGAUAUUGCUGAUUUGAAGACCCCAUCAAUUGAAAAAAGAGGUGUCUGUUCAUAUGAUGACCAUAGAGUUGCUAUGUCAUUUUCAUUAUUAUCUGGUUUAUGUAAAGAACCUGUGUUGAUUUUAGAAAGAUCAACCACUGGUAAGACCUGGCCAGGUUGGUGGGAUAUCUUGCACUCCAAGUUCAAUAUUGAACUUGAUGGUUACGAACCACCAUUUGGUACAGACAAAGAAGGUACAAAAGCUUCUGAUAAGAGUAUCAUCAUUAUUGGUAUGAGAGGUACUGGAAAAUCCACGUUGUCAGAAUGGUUGGCUUCAUUUAUGGGAUUCAAAUCUUUAGAUAUGGAUGUCUAUUUGGAAGAAAAAUUGGGUAAUGAUAUUAAAUCUUUGAUCAAGGAAAAAGGCUGGGAGUAUUUCCGUGAACAAGAAGCUGCCAUUGCUAAAGAAUGUUUCUCUAAAUUUUCUAAAGGUUAUGUUCUUUCAACUGGUGGAGGUAUCGUUGAAGGUGCAGAAAACAGACAAAGAUUGAAGGACUACAUCACCGCUGGAGGCAUUGUCUUACAUUUACACCGUGACUUGGAAGAAACUGUUAGUUUCUUGUCUGUUGAUACCACUAGACCAGCUUACACCAGUGAAGUUAAAGAAGUGUGGUUAAGAAGAGAACAAUGGUAUGAUGAUUGCUCCAAUUACCAUUUCUACUCCAGUCACUGUAAUACUGAAGAAGAGUUUGAUCACUUGAGAAAAUCUUUUGUUAAUUUUAUCAAGAUUAUAACUGGUACUGAAAAAGCAAGUAUUCCAAGUGGUAGAUCUGCUGCUCUUAGCUUGACUGUACCAGAUUUGAAUGCCAUUUCUAGUCAAUUAGGUGAUAUUGCAGUUGGCGCGGAAGCGGUUGAAUUGAGAGUUGAUUUAUUAAAAGAAACUAGCUCAUCAUUUAUUGCUGAUCAAAUUGCAGUAAUUAGAAAACAUAUUGAUUUACCAAUAAUUUACACUGUGAGAACCGAAUCUCAAGGUGGAAAAUUCCCAGACAAUAAGGUUGAAGAAUUGAGAAAUUUAUUAUUGCUUGGUGUGAAGUUGGGUGUUGCUUUUAUUGAUGUUGAAUUGACUGCUCCAGUUGAAGUUAUCGAAGAAAUCAUCAUUAAGAAGGGCUAUACCAGAGUUAUUGCCUCAUAUAAUGAUAUUGCUGGUAAGUUGGGAUGGAGCAAUGUCGAAUGGACUAAUAAAUACAACCAAGGUGUUUCUAUCAAUGCUGAUAUUGUGAAAUUGAUUGGAAGAGCUUCUUCUCUUCAAGACAAUUUAGAAUUGGAAGUAUUUAGAAAGCAAAAUACUUUGAAACCGUUGCUUGCUGUUAAUUUGGGCUCUCAAGGUAAAUUAUCUCAAGUAUUGAAUACUAUUUUCACACCAAUUACUCAAGAAUCACUUCCAAAUGAAGAUGGUUUGUUGACAAUCAAAGAAAUUAAUCAAAUUUAUUUUGAUAUUGGUGGAUUAACUGCUAAGAAAUUCUGGGUUAUUGGAUCCCCAAUUCAACAUUCUAGAUCACCAAACUUACACAAUGCUGCUUACAAGGCAUUGAAUUUACCAUUUACUUUUGAUAGAUUUGAAUCCACUGAUGCUGAUCAAGUCUAUAAGGAAUUGAUUAACAAGCCAGACUUUGGUGGUUUAGCAAUUACUAUGCCAUUGAAAUUAGAUAUAAUGAAAUAUGCUACUGAAUUAUCUGACGCUGCACAAAAAAUUGGUGCUGUUAACACUUUGGUUCCAUUAGAAGGUGGAUAUUUAGGAGAUAACACUGAUUGGGUUGGUAUCACUAGUUCUUUCACAAGAGCAGGUGUUCCACCAAAUCCACGUGUCAAUGGUUUAGUUAUUGGUGCUGGUGGUACUUCAAGAGCUGCUAUUUAUGCAUUACAUCAAAUUGGAUGUGAAAAGAUCUACUUGGCUAAUCGUACAACUUCCAAAUUGAAUGAAAUUAAGGACUCAUUCCCUAAAGAAUAUAACCUUGAAGUUUUAGAAACAGAAGAUCAAGCUGAAAAGGCACAAAAUGUUGGUUUGGCAGUUUCUUGUGUUCCUGCUGAUAAACCAUUGGAUGAAAGUUUAUUACAAAAAGUUGAAAAGAUUUUAGCAAAUGGUGAAAAAUCAAGUAAUGGAUUCAAAUCAACUUUAUUGGAAGCUAGUUACAAACCAAGAGUAACACCAAUGAUGAAGAUUGCUGAUGAAAAAUUCAAAUGGAGAGCUAUUCCUGGUGUUGAAAUGUUGGUAAACCAAGGUGAUAGACAAUUCCAAAUCCAUACUGGAUUUACUGCCCCAUAUGAUGUUAUUCAUCGUGCUGUUGUUGAAGAAUAG